Messenger RNA from Lasiosphaeria miniovina, 578 nucleotides. RefSeq lists its product as uncharacterized. NCBI's taxonomy places the organism in Eukaryota, Fungi, Ascomycota, Sordariomycetes, Sordariales, Lasiosphaeriaceae. The record is from RefSeq and is a predicted model, not a curated record. The annotation marks the transcript as partial. The transcript has a single exon.
UUUGACCCCGCAGAACGGCCGGUACGACAGGCCGACUGGGGCACCAGCCACCGCCAACGCAUCUGGGCAGGCCGGCGGCCGGCCCGAAACGACUGGAAAGAAGGAGACAUCGCCUUCCUCAAACCCGCCUCCGCCUUCACCGAGCAGGAGUGGGACAUGUUGAUGAAGCCCACAGCGGGGCGGCGGCGGCGGGACACAAUCCCGGAAAAGGCCACGGACCACCCCGUCAUCAUCCUACGGCAGCUCUCAGAGAAGUCAACCUACGUCAUGGUGACCACCGUCUCGGCGUACGGAUGUAGCGAUGCCACCGGCUACAUGCCGCCCUGGAAGCAGGAGUUCCACCACCACAAGCUGCCCGAGGACUUCCGCUCCCUCUACGGGUGCGAGCGUUCUAGCACGAGCCCCUACAUCUCCAGUACGGCUGCCACAUGCCCAAGCCCCGGGCUUCGUGGGUGUACAUCCAGAGCAUCUGGGCCGUGCCACUGACCGUCAUCAGCGGCUUCGACAAGGCGCGGCACCUGCUGCGGAUGGAGCUGGCGAGCCUCGAGGGCCUGCAGGAGCACAUGAACCCCAAGUGC